Molecule: messenger RNA, 2304 nt
Organism: Mesorhabditis belari
Lineage: Eukaryota; Metazoa; Nematoda; Chromadorea; Rhabditida; Rhabditidae
Source: the annotation of a GenBank genome assembly
AUGUCCAGUAGCGCUCGUCCGGCAUCGGGCGGCGGCGGAGGUGGUGGAGGAAUCAGAGGGUUCUUCUCAAAACUACGAAAACCCUCCGAUCUUUCGGUGAAUGGACAGGUUCAGAUCGGGGAUCGGACAUUCGAUGCGCAAGAACUGCAGAAACUCGUGCCUCAACUUGAAGAAGCCAUUGAAAAACGUGAUCGACAGCUCAAGCAACAGCAGCAUGUUGUCGAUUCGCAUUUGAAGAGAAUAGCCGAACUCGAAGGAGAGGUCACCACUUUGCAGAGAGAAUGCGACAAAUUGCGAUCGGUAUUGGAACAGAAAGCAACUUCCGCCGCUAGCCCUGCGCCAACUGUUGCUCAAUCACCAAAGGACAGUGAUUUACCCGGCACUGAAAGCGCAACACCUCGAGAAGAUGUGCGUGAACGCGCCAAGAAGAUGGCCGUGUCCGCCGAGCCGACAAAACUUGAUCAGCACAAGGCCACUCUUCAACAUCACAGCAAAACAGCAGGCUCCAAACAAUUGAUCCGUGAUGCCGUGCACAAGAACGAUUUCCUCAAGCAGCUGGCAAAGGAACAAAUCAUUGAACUUGUCGAGUGUAUGUAUGAAAUGCGAUGCAGAAGCCAGCAAUGGGUGAUUCAAGAAGGAGAACCGGGAGAUCGACUUUUUGUUGUAGCAGAGGGUCAAUUGCAAGUUUCGCGUGAGGGUCAAAUUUUGGGAACAAUGAAUCCAGGAACGGUGAUGGGAGAGCUUGCUAUUCUUUACAAUUGCACAAGAACUGCUUCCGUCCAAGCAAUCACUGAUGUCGUGCUCUGGGUUUUGGAUCGAUCCGUUUUCCAAAUGAUCACUAUGCGAUUGGGAAUGGAAAGACACACGCAACUGAUGAAUUUCUUGUUGAAGGUCACAAUCUUUGAAAACCUCUCGGAAGAUCGCAUUUCAAAAAUCGCCGAUGUUUUGGACCAAGAUUAUUAUGCAGGAGGCCAUCAUAUUAUCAGACAGGGCGAAAAGGGAGAUGCCUUUUUCAUCAUCAACAGUGGUCAAGUCAAAGUCACACAACACAUCGAAGGUGAAGCAGAGCCGCGCCAAAUCCGAACCUUGAAUCAGGGAGAUUUCUUCGGCGAACGUGCGUUGUUGGGUGAAGAAGUUCGAACUGCUAACGUUAUUGCAAUGUCACCAGGAGUUGAAGUACUAACAUUGGAUAGGGAGUCAUUCCUGAAACUCAUCGGCGAUAUUGAUGCGGUGAAAAAAGAUUAUGGUGACAGUGCAAGGCAAGAACGACUUGCUAGAGUCGCUCCUCAUGAACCCCCAAGUCCAACCAAGACGUCUACCGAAAGAGCUCAAAUUGUGGAAGAAUUCUCGAACGUGAAUUUGAAAUCUUUGAAAAGAAUUGCGACUCUUGGUGUUGGGGGCUUUGGCCGAGUGGAAUUAGUGUGUAUCAACGGGGAUAAAGCAAGAACGUUUGCUCUAAAGGCUCUCAAGAAGAAACACAUUGUGGAUACGCGCCAACAGGAACAUAUUUUUGCCGAGAGAAACAUCAUGCUUGAAACCAAUACAGAUUGGAUUGUCAAAUUGUUCAAGACGUUCCGCGAUACAAAGUAUGUCUACAUGCUAUUGGAAGUAUGCCUUGGUGGCGAAUUAUGGACUACACUACGUGACCGUGGUCACUUUGAUGAUUAUACUGCCAGAUUUUUCGUGGCUUGUGUGCUUGAAGGCCUCGAAUACUUGCAUCGCAAAAACAUCGUCUACAGAGAUCUGAAGCCGGAGAAUUGCCUCUUGACAAACACUGGUUACUUAAAAUUGGUCGACUUCGGUUUUGCUAAAAAGCUUGCCUCUGGAAGAAAAACAUGGACAUUCUGUGGCACUCCUGAAUAUGUGUCACCCGAAAUCAUCCUCAAUAAAGGACAUGACCAAGCAGCUGACUAUUGGGCAUUAGGCAUUUACAUCUGUGAGUUGAUGCUUGGUCGUCCACCAUUCCAAGCUCCGGAUCCAAUGAAAACCUACACUUUAAUCUUGAAAGGAGUUGACGCACUUGAGAUUCCAAACAGGCGAAUCGGAAAAACCGCAACAGCACUUGUCAAAAAGCUUUGCCGUGACAACCCAGCUGAAAGACUUGGCAGUGGCAGUGGAGGAGUGAACGAUAUCAGAAAGCACCGCUGGUUUAUGGGCUUUGAUUGGGAAGGACUGCGUUCAAAAACACUCAAGCCGCCCAUUAUUCCAAAGGUCAGCAACCCAGCCGACAUGUCGAACUUCGACAACUACCCGCCAGAUCAAGAUGUGCCGCCAGAUGAGUUCAGUGGAUGGGACGAAGGCUUC